This is a messenger RNA of Xiphophorus couchianus (Monterrey platyfish), 12288 nucleotides long. It is a transcript of the gene dnah7, whose product is annotated as dynein, axonemal, heavy chain 7. Gene Ontology annotation, cellular component: dynein complex. Gene Ontology annotation, biological process: microtubule-based movement. NCBI's taxonomy places the organism in Eukaryota, Metazoa, Chordata, Actinopteri, Cyprinodontiformes, Poeciliidae. The transcript is spliced from 65 exons. The coding region runs from base 256 to 12228 and encodes 3990 amino acids. The record is from RefSeq and is a predicted model, not a curated record. Gene Ontology annotation, molecular function: ATP binding; calcium ion binding; dynein intermediate chain binding.
UCACGCACCUUUUGGCUGCACAAUGUGUCUUAAAUCGACCCAGUUGGUUCCGAUAGAUGUGAGAUUCCGUUUUAUUUAUGUUUCUUUUGUAAAGAAGCACAGAAAAGGUUUUAAAAAGCCGUUUAUCGGUGGGAGAAAUGCAUCUGUGCUCAUAAAUCUCAGUCCCCGCUGCGCUCAGGUGUUUCCGCGUCGCCUAGCAACCGCCCUGGCAACGGAAUAAAUGUUUCCGUUGAUCGCGGAAAGUUUUUAACCACGAUGAGUUUAAAAAGGAAGAAACCCGAUUUUUCUGAUAUCCCAGAUGUGUAUGUACAUACCCCAGAUGUACGGUCCGGCAGCCAGGAGCCGUGGAUUGAAGCAAAACCUUCAUUUUCUCUGUUUGAAGGCGCGGAUGAAACGACCGAAGCAGCAGCUCCGGAAAGACAUGGAGGCGAAGGCAGACCCAGCGGAACCACCAGCAAAACUGGAAUUGGGCUUUACCGCAAACCGACCCCGAUGAAGCAGCGCAGCUCCAGGGCGAGCCGGGCGGAUCAGAGGGAGCAGGACCGGAAACUGACAGAAAGUGUCGUGGAAACCUUGAGCCAGCGGGUUGCUGAGGGCGGCGCCACAGAAACUGGAACCUUCAGGUUUACAGAGGAUGCCAAACGUAAAUUGAUGUUUGACUACUACAUCCAGAGGGGCAUCGGCCUGGUGAACCUGGCGCGUCUGCAGGACUCCUGGAUGGACAACAUCCAUGCGCUGAUCCCCCCCAAGCUGAGGCGCCUGAGCACAUCGCUGGAGGAGCUGGAUGUUGAGACCAAGGAGGAAUAUCUGCAGAGCAUCAGGACUGCAAUCCUAAUGAAAACGCUCCAAGAUCAGAGUGGAAAGGAGGCGGGCGCCGAGGAGGAGCUGCCCUCUCACAGACUGGAGAUGAAAGUAGUGCCGAAGCCGUGGAAUCGAUCCUUUAUCCACGCGAGGAGGAAGAUCAGCCUAAACCUUCACUGUGUCACCCGCCCUUUGCUGCAAGUGGUGCUUCUGUGGUACGACUUGUACAAAGACAUCCGACUGAUCGACGUGGCAGCGAUCUGCUUCAAUAAGAAGUUCCUGGAGCUCUCUGAGUUUCAGCAGGUUGUUGCUAAACAUAUUGAGUUCUGCAAAGAUUUCCUCCUGGAAAAUUGGCUUUCUGACGUGCACAAGGUUUUCUGCAUUCCAAAUCUGCUGGCUUCUCUGAGCAAGAAAGGAAAACUCGAGUCUUUCUUAAACUCUGCGGCAGCUCUGAUGACGCUGCAUCUGCAGAAACUUAUGCUCAACUCACUGAGCGACUACACAAAACUCAUUUCUACAAAUAUGCAUUCAGACAGAGCCAGAGGCACAUCAGGCUUUAUUCUGCAUCUGAUCUUAGACGGUACUGAGAUCAAGUUUGAGCCGGACUUCGAGACGUACGAGGAGGCGCUCAUCAAUGUGUUUGAGCUGAUGCUGAAGUCCACCAGCGAUAUUCCACGGGUCGAAUCCACCCUGCUCCCCGAAUGGGAAGAAUACAGUGUUGGGAAAACCUUGAGACCCAUCAUCCUCCCAGAGAUCAUCGAGGUCCAGCAGGAGGAAGUACGCCGGGCGUUCUGGGCUGAGACGGAAAGCCCCAAAGAGCACGUCCACCUGUUCGACAAGUACGCCAUGCUGGUGUCCAAGGAGGCGGAGGAGAAGGUCCAGAAGUUCCUCAGUCAACCGAAACCCUUCCAGGAAAUCAAGGACGAGGCCAUCUACUACCAGGAGCUUGCCGAUGAGAUUCAGUACGCAUCGUGCAGGGUGGCGCAACUCGGCAUGUUUGAGGUCCAGGCCCACAAACUCCUCAGCUCUCUGGCCGAACGUGCGCUGGAGCUCAAGGAGAAACUGGCUGUGCAGAUGUUACACGAUCAUCAGCAAAUUAAUGAAAGGCUCUGCAAAGAGUUUGAGAAGAUUUCAGAGACGGCCCUGAGUACGCCGCCUGAUACUCUGAAAAUGGUGGAGCUAAAGGUCUACGUCCAGAAGGUCAUAGAAACAGAGAUGCCUGAGCUGGAGCAGCGGCUGGCUGACUCCAACAAGCAGCUCUGCGACCUGAUGGACUUCGUCACCCUGUCGCCGGACGACCUGGAGCUCAACGCCCGAACCGUCCACUGGUUCCAGCGCAUGCCGGCCGUGUUUGAGGAACACCAGCAGAUAAUCGAUGAGAAGACGGAGCUUUACCAGAACGCACUCAAGCUGCAACGGGAGCGUUUCCUGGAUGAGCUGGUGGGCUACAACAUGCAGUUGAAGGAGUUUCUUGGUUUGGGUGAGAUAGCGGAUCUCGGCAAGUACCUGAAGAAAGCGCAGACGCUCAACACCAGGCUGGACAUGGCCAGUGACAAGAUUAAUGACAUCAACAUGGAAGAGGAGGCCUUCGGCUGGCCCGUGUCCCAGUUUCCGCAGCGGAAACAGAUCCAGGACGGGCUCACGCCGUUUCUGCGCCUGUAUGAAACAUCGUUUGAAUUCCUGCAGGACAAUGAGAAGUGGCUCCACGGGCCCCUGUCCGGGGUCCCUCCAGACAAGGUGGAGGGCGAUGUUGGGAACUACUGGCGCACGUUGUACAAGCUGGAGAAAGGUUUCUCUCAAGUUCCCAAUGCCCUGAAAAUAGCCAAGCUCGUAAAGACUAAAGUGGAGAGUUUCAAGUCGCACAUCCCCAUGGUGCAGGUGCUGUGCAACCCGGGGCUGCGGGCCCGCCACUGGGACGCCAUGUCGGAGCUGGCCGGCUUCUCCCUGCACCCGGCCGACGAACAGGCCUGCGUGGCUCAGUACCUGUCCCUGAAGCUGGAGGAACACCUGCCCAGCUUCGACAGCAUCAGCGAGGCGGCCAGCAAGGAGUACUCUCUGGAGAAGGCCCUGGAGAAGAUGGCCGGAGAGUGGUUGGACGUAGAGUUCACCCUGCUGGCCUAUCGGGAGACGGGCACCUUCAUCCUGUCGUCCGUGGAGGAGGUCCAGCUGCUGCUGGACGACCACAUCGUGAAGACGCAAACCAUGAAAGGCUCACCCUUCAUCAAGCCCUUUGAGGCACAGAUACAUGCGUGGGAAGGAAAGCUGCUGCUCCUGCAGGAGAUCCUGGAUGAGUGGCUGAAGGUGCAGUUCGUCUGGCUGUACCUGGAGCCCAUCUUCAGCUCCCCGGACAUCAUGGUGCAGAUGCCUGAGGAGGGCCGGCGCUUCACGGCCGUGGACAGGACAUGGAGGGAAACCAUGAUGCAGGUUUCCCAGAACAAACAUGUUUUGGCUGUGGUGGAGUUUGAGAAAAUGCUGGAGAAGCUGAAACAGUCAAACGAGUUCCUGGAAAGUAUCCUCAAAGGCCUGAAUAACUACCUGGAGAAGAAACGUCUCUUUUUCCCUCGAUUUUUCUUCCUGUCCAAUGAAGAACUUCUGGAGAUCCUCUCAGAGACCAAAGACCCCACAAGAGUGCAGCCCCAUCUGAAGAAGUGCUUUGAAGGCAUUGCCAGUGUUGUGUUCACCGAGGUUCUGGACAUAACCCACAUGAAGAGCAGCGAGGGAGAAACGGUGAAGCUCCUGGACACCAUCUCCACCUCCAAAACCAGGGGCCAGGUGGAAAAAUGGCUGCUGGAGCUGGAGAACGGCAUGACCGUGUCUCUGCGGAAGGUUAUCGGAGACGCAAUCACGGCCUACCAAAAUGAGAAGAGGACCGACUGGGUCCGUGCCUGGCCGGGUCAGACGGUGCUGUGUGUCUCACAGGUCUACUGGACCAAAGACAUCCACGAAGCUCUGGCUUCAGGACCGGAGGCCCUGGAGGCCUACCUGCAGCAGAACAACAGGCAGAUCGACGACAUCGUGGCUCUGGUUCGGGGGAAGCUGUCCAAACAGAUCCGGGUGACCCUGGGAGCCCUGGUGGUGCUGGACGUCCACGCCCGCGACGUUCUGGCCACGCUGGUGCAGAAAGGCGUGCGUGACGAAAAUGACUUUGAGUGGCUGAGCCAGCUGCGCUACUACUGGGUGGAGAAUAACCUUUACACCAAGAUGAUCAAUGCUGGUUUACCGUACGGCUACGAAUACCUGGGCAACACACCGAGGCUGGUCAUUACUCCGCUGACUGACCGCUGCUACCGCACCCUGUUUGGCGCCCUCCACCUCCACCUGGGUGGGGCCCCUGAGGGCCCCGCAGGCACAGGAAAAACAGAAACCACCAAGGACCUGGCCAAAGCUGUGGCGAAGCAGUGCGUGGUUUUCAACUGCUCUGACGGACUGGACUACAUCGCGCUGGGAAAAUUCUUCAAAGGCCUGUUGUCGUGCGGCGCCUGGGCCUGCUUUGAUGAGUUUAACCGCAUCGACCUGGAGGUUUUGUCCGUUGUGGCGCAGCAGAUUCUCACCAUCCAGAGAGGGAUCGCCGCUCACACUGACAUCCUGAUGUUUGAGGGGACGGAGCUGAAACUGGACCCGUCCUGCGCCGUCUUCAUCACCAUGAAUCCUGGCUAUGCUGGUCGCUCAGAGCUGCCAGACAACCUCAAGGCUCUGUUCAGGACGGUGGCCAUGAUGGUGCCGGAUUACGCCAUGAUCGCGGAGAUCGUGCUGUACUCCUGCGGUUUUGUGACGGCUCGGCCUCUUUCGGUGAAAAUCGUGGCCACAUAUCGGCUGUGUUCGGAGCAGCUGUCCUCCCAGAGCCACUACGACUACGGCAUGAGAGCCGUCAAAUCUGUGCUGACCGCGGCAGGAAACCUGAAGCUGGCUUUCCCAGAUGACAACGAAGACACUCUGCUGCUGAGAUCCAUCAUCGACGUCAAUCUGCCCAAGUUCCUGGCCCAAGAUCUGCAGCUUUUUGAGGGUAUCACCUCCGAUCUCUUCCCGGGUGUGAUGCUCCCGGAUCGAGACUACAACAUUCUCCUGAACGCCAUCACAGAAAACUGCCAGACCAUGAACCUGCAGGUCACCAACUUCUUUGCUGAGAAAAUCUUGCAGAUCUAUGAGAUGAUGAUCGUGCGGCACGGCUUCAUGGUGGUGGGCGAACCCUUCGGAGGGAAAACCUCGGCCUACCGCGUGCUGGCUGCAGCGCUUCAUGACAUCUUCAACCAGGGUCUGAUGGAGGAGAACCAGGUCCAGAUCACAGUCAUCAACCCCAAAUCUAUCACCAUGGGCCAACUGUACGGCCAGUUUGACCCGGUUUCCCAUGAGUGGUCCGAUGGCAUCCUGGCUGUCAGCUUCAGGGUCUUCGCCUCCUCCAAGAGUCCUGACAGGAAGUGGCUGAUCUUUGACGGUCCGGUUGACGCCGUGUGGAUCGAGAACAUGAACACCGUGCUGGACGACAACAAGAAGCUGUGCCUGAUGAGCGGCGAAAUCAUCCAGAUGUCGCCGCAGAUGAGCCUCAUCUUUGAGCCCAUGGACCUGGAGGUGGCGUCCCCGGCUACGGUGUCUCGCUGCGGGAUGAUCUACCUGGAGCCCCACAUGCUCGGCUGGAGACCUCACCUCCUGUCUUGGCUCAACACUCUGCCGGCUUUGCUCAACGAUGAGCACAAAGCGCUGAUCACCGGCCUCUUCGACCGCAUCCUGCCGGCCUGCCUGCAGCUCAUCCGGAAGUCCACCAAGGAGCUGUCCCCGACCUCUGACACCAACCUGGUCAAGUCCCUGAUGAAUCUGAUGGACUGCAUGAUGGAUGAGUUUCACGACCCGGGAAAAAUGAAGACCAUAAGCCAAGACGACGUUCGCUCCUGGUUGGAGGGCAUCUUUGUGUUCUGCCUGGUGUGGUCGGUCGGCGCCACCUGCGACGAUUUGGGUCGAGAGAAGUUUGACUCCGUGGUGAGAGAGAUCCUGAGCGGACCUUUGAGCAAAGAGACGAUGAGCCUUCAUGGCAUUCUGGGAGAAGUCGAAAAGCCGCCGAAACUGCUGACGGUUCCUUUGCCCUCCGACGGGACGGUCUACCAGUACCGCUUCAUUAAAGAGGGUCCGGGCCGGUGGGAGCUUUGGACGGACGAGCUAAAGACUGCGCCCGCCAUCAGCAGAGACAUGGAGUUCAACGAGAUCAUCGUGCCGACGGAGAACACCGUGCGCUACAUAGCUCUCAUGCAGCUCCUCGUUACUCACCAGAAGCCGACCAUCUUCAUCGGGCCCACCGGCACCGGGAAGAGCGCCUACAUCACUGACUUCCUGUUGACCAGGCUGCAGAAGGAUGCAUACAGCCCGUUAUUCAUCAGCUUCUCGGCCCAGACCACAGCGGCCCAGACUCAAAACCUCAUCAUAUCCAAGCUCGAUAAGCGGCGAAAAGGCAUUUUCGGACCUCCGAUGGGAAAGAAAAUGGUGGUGUUUGUAGACGACGUCAACAUGCCAGCCAGGGAGGUUUACGGUGCUCAGCCUCCUGUGGAGCUGCUGCGCCAGUGGCUGGACCACUGGAACUGGUACGACAUGAAGGACUGCUCCAUGAUCCGCCUGAUGGACAUUCAGAUCAUGUGUGCCAUGGGGCCACCAGGCGGUGGAAGGAAUCCUGUCACUCCUCGUUUCCUCCGCCAUUUUAACGUGGCAACCAUCAACGAAUUCGACGAGAAGACAAUGUUUACGAUCUUCUCCAGGAUCACAGAUUGGCAUUUCACCAUAAGGUUUCCCUUCCCGAGUUACAUCGCGUCCCUGACCUCUGACAUCGUCAACAGCACUCUGUCCGUGUACCGGGAAGCGACCAAGAACCUGCUGCCAACACCAGCCAAGUCCCACUACCUGUUCAACCUGCGCGACGUUUCCCGGGUCAUCCAGGGCAUCUGCCUGUCCCGGCCCGAAUCCGCAGAGGAGCCGUCUGUCAUCAAACGGCUCUGGGUCCACGAGGUUCUGAGGGUGUACUGCGACCGGCUGGUGCAGGACUUGGACCGCUCCUGGCUCGUCGGCCACCUGCAGGUGGUGUUCGCGGAGCAGAUGCAGGAGAACUUCCACCAGCUGUUCCAGCACCUGGACCAGGACCAGGACGGCGUGGUGACGGAGGACGACCUGCGCAGCCUCAUGUUCUGCGACUUCCACGACCCGAAGGGCGAGGACCAGAACUACCGCGAGGUGCCGGACCUGGAGCAGCUGCGCCUGGUGGUGGAGGCGCACCUGGACGAGUACAACAACGUCAGCAAGGCGCCCAUGAACCUGGUGCUGUUCCGCUUCGCCAUCGAGCACGUCUGCCGCAUCUCGCGCAUCAUCAAGCAGCCGAGCGGCCACGCGCUGCUGGUGGGCGUCGGCGGCAGUGGGCGCCAGUCGCUCACCCGGCUGGCCGCCUACAUGGCCGACUCGGAGCUCUUCCAGGUGGAAAUCAGCAAGACGUACGGCAGCAACGAGUGGCACGAAGACCUGAAGAUGGUGAUGAGGAAGUCGACGCAGGGCGAGGCACACGGCGUCUUCCUCUUCACCGACACGCAGAUCAAGAAGGAAUCCUUCCUGGAGGACAUCGGCAACCUGCUGAACACCGGAGAGGUUCCCAACCUGUUCGCCGUGGACGAGAAGCAGGAAAUCUGUGAGAAGAUGCGGGUUCUGGACCGGCAGCGCGAUCGUGACAAGCAGACGGACGGCUCGCCGCUCGCCCUGUUCAACAUGUUCCUGGAGCGCUGCCGCACACAGCUGCACGUGGUGCUGGCCAUGAGUCCCAUCGGCGACGCCUUCAGGGACCGCCUGCGCCGAUUCCCCGCCCUCAUUAACUGCUGCACCAUUAACUGGUUCCAGCCUUGGCCUGAAGACGCCCUGCAAGCCGUGGCCGAUCGCUUCCUGGAGGACGUUGAGAUGACGGAUCAGUACCGGCAGGGCUGCAUCCACAUGUGCAAGAGGUUUCACACGUCCACUAUGGAGCUGUCGGCUCGCUUUCUGGACGAGCUGCAGCGCCACAACUACGUCACACCCACUUCCUACCUGGAGCUCAUUUCCACUUUCAAAAACCUGCUGAGGACGAAAAGAACCGAGGUGAUGCAGCUGAAGUAUCGCUACAAAGUUGGUCUGGAAAAGCUGCAGUCGGCCGCAGACCAGGUGGCCAUCAUGCAGGUGGAGCUGGAGGCGCUGCAGCCGCAGCUGAUGGUGGCCAGCAAACAGGUGGACGAGAUGAUGGUGGUGAUCGAGCGCGAAUCCAAGGAGGUGGCCGCCACGGAGAAGGUGGUGAAGGAGGACGAGGCGGUGUCCAACGAGCAAGCCAUGGCCGCCAAGGCCAUAAAGGACGAAUGCGACGCCGACCUGGCCGAAGCCACGCCCAUCCUGCAGUCGGCUCUGGACGCGCUGAAUACGCUCACCCCGCAGGACAUCUCGCUGGUGAAGUCCAUGAAGAACCCGCCUGCAGGGGUGAAGCUGGUGAUGGAGGCCAUCUGCAUCCUGAAGGCCGUCAAGCCGGACCGAAUCCCGGACCCGGGCGGCUCUCUGAAGAAGGUGGAGGACUACUGGGGUCCGGCCAAGAAGCUGCUGGGAGACAUGCGCUUCCUGCAGAGUCUGCAUGAGUACAACAAGGACAACAUCCCUCUCAACCUGAUCACCGUCAUCCGCCAGAAGUACAUCACCAACCCGGACUUUGUGCCGGAGAAGAUCAGAACGGCGUCCACUGCGGCGGAGGGAAUGUGUAAGUGGGUCUGUGCCAUGGACAAGUACGACAAAGUGGCCAAGGUGGUUGCGCCAAAGAAAGCCAAACUUGCAGAAGCUGAAGGAGAGCUGAAGAUCGCCAUGGACGCUCUGCACAUCAAGCAGGCGGCGCUCAAAGAAGUCCAGGAUAAACUGGCGAAGCUGGAAGAGACUCUGGAGGCAAACAAGAACAAGAAAGCUGAUCUGGAGUUCCAGGUGGAUCUGUGCAGUAAGAAACUGGAGCGAGCCGAGCAGCUGAUCGGAGGCCUGGGCGGAGAGAAAACCCGUUGGAGUGAAAUGGCCUUUAAUCUGGGCCUGCUCUACAACAAUCUAACUGGGGACAUGCUAAUCUCAUCAGGCAUCGUGGCUUACCUGGGAGCCUUCACCUCCAAAUACAGACAGGAUCAGACGGAGAAGUGGCUGGAAAUGUGUAGGGCCAUGGAGAUCCCGUGUUCCUCCAACAUGUCGCUCACCAGCUCUCUGGGCGAACCGGUAAAGAUCCAGGCGUGGAACAUCGCCGGCCUGCCGUCAGACAGCUUCUCCAUAGAAAACGGCAUCAUGAUAUCUAACGCCAGGCGAUGGCCGCUGAUGAUCGACCCCCAGGGUCAGGCCAACAAGUGGGUGAAGAACAUGGAGAAAGCCAACAGCCUCCAUGUCAUCAAGCUGAGCGACUCUGACUUCGUCCGCACUCUGGAGAACUGCAUCCAGUUCGGGAACCCAGUGCUGCUGGAGAACAUCGGCGAGGAUCUGGACCCCAUCCUGGAGCCUCUGCUGCUGAAGCAGACCUUCAAGCAGGGCGGGGCGCUGUGCAUCCGCCUGGGAGACUCCACCAUCGAGUACGCGCCCGACUUCCGCUUCUACAUCACCACCAAGCUGCGUAACCCUCACUACUUACCCAAGAUCUCAGUGAAGGUCACACUGCUGAACUUCAUGAUCACGCCUGAGGGCAUCGAGGACCAGCUGCUGGGCAUCGUGGUGGCUCGGGAACGGCCCGAUCUGGAGGAGGAGAAGCAAGCCCUCAUCCUACAGGGUGCAGAAAACAAAAGACAACUGAAGGAGAUCGAGGAUAAAAUCUUGGAGGUGCUCUCCUCCUCCGAGGGCAACAUUCUGGAGGACGAAACGGCCAUCAAGAUCCUGUCCUGCUCCAAGGUGUUAGCCAAUGAAAUCUCUGAGAAGCAGGCGGUGGCUGAGGUGACAGAGCAGAAGAUCGACGAGACCCGGAUGGGCUACAAACCCAUCGCCAUUCACUCUGCCAUCCUGUUCUUCUCCAUUGCUGACCUGGCAAACAUCGAGCCGAUGUACCAGUACUCCCUGACCUGGUUCAUCAACCUCUUCAUCAACUCCAUCGACAGCUCAGAGAAGAGUGAGGAGGUGGACAAGAGAUUGCAGAUCCUGAGGGACCACUUUACCUACGCGCUGUAUGUCAACGUGUGCCGCUCCCUGUUUGAGAAGGACAAGCUGCUUUUCUCCUUCUGCCUCAGUGUCAGUCUGCUCAUGCACGACAAGCUGGUGGAUGAGGUGGACUGGCGCUUCCUGCUCACAGGCGGCGUGGGCCUGGACAACCCUCACCCCAACCCCUGCAGCUGGCUUCCUAAGACGUCCUGGGAUGAACUCUGCCGUUUGGAUGAGAUCGAACAUUUCCACAGCUUCCGGCAGGACUUUAAGGGACUCCUCCCAGAGUGGAAGAAGGUUUACGACAGCCCGAACCCCCAUCAGACUCCAUUCCCAGGCAUGUGGCAGGAUCACCUGUCCCAGUUUCAGAAGAUGAUGGUGAUCCGAUGUCUCCGACCCGACAAGAUUGUCCCGAUGGUGCAGGAGUUUGUUUCAGAGAGCGUUGGCCAACCCUUCAUCGAACCGCCGCCCUUCAACCUGAGCACGGCCUUCUCAGACAGCCACUGCUGCGCUCCCCUCAUCUUCAUCCUGUCCCCCGGCUCCGACCCCAUGGCGGCUCUGCUGAAAUUCGGAGACGAAAUGGGCUUUUCAGGCGGCAAGCUCACCUCCCUGUCUCUGGGCCAAGGUCAGGGUCCAAUAGCCAUGAAAAUGAUUCAGACAGGCGUCAACGACGGCACCUGGGUCGUCCUGCAGAACUGCCACUUAGCAACUUCCUGGAUGCCGAUACUGGAGAGAGUCUGUGAGGGCCUGCUGCCUGACACCACCCACCCAGACUUCAGGCUAUGGCUGACCAGCUACCCGUCGCCCACCUUCCCCGUCACCGUGCUGCAGAACGGCGUGAAGAUGACGAACGAGGCUCCCAAGGGCCUCCGCUCCAACAUCGGCCGCUCCUACUUGAUGGACCCCAUCUCUGACCCAGAGUUCUUCAACAGCUCCAACAAGCCGGUUGUGUUCAAGAAGCUGCUGUUCGGUUUGUGUUUCUUCCACGCCCUGACGCAGGAGAGGAGGAAGUUCGGCCCGUUAGGCUGGAACAUCCCGUACGAGUUCAACGAGACGGACCUGCGCAUCUCCGUGCAGCAGCUGAACAUGUUCCUGGAGCAGUACCAGGAAGUCCCGUUUGAUGCCUUGCGCUACAUGACUGGAGAGUGUAACUACGGAGGACGCGUCACAGACGACUGGGACAGACGAACUCUGCGCACCAUCCUUUCCAUCUUCUACACGACACAACUAAUCGAUAACCCCGACUACAUGUUUGACUCCAGCGGGCUUUACUACGUGCCACCAGAUGGCGAUUACAACAGCUACUUGGAGUUCACCAAGUCGCUUCCCCUCAACCCGUCGCCGGAGAUUUUCGGCAUGAACGCGAACGCGGACAUCACCAAGGAUCAGGCCGAGACGCAGCUGCUGUUUGACAGCAUCCUGCUCACACAGUCGCGCUCCGGAGGCGGAGACGCCAAAUCCACAGACGACAUGGUGUUUGAAGUGGCAGCCGACAUCCUGAGCAAGCUGCCUCCGGACUUCGACCUGGAGGCGGCGCUGCGGAGCUACCCCACCAGCUACAAGCAGAGCAUGAACACCGUGCUGGUGCAGGAGAUGGGCCGCUUCAACAACCUGCUCUGCACCAUCCGGAGCUCCUGCAUCAACAUCCAGAAGGCCAUAAAGGGUCUGGUGGUGAUGUCAGCAGAGCUGGAGGAAGUCGUGAACAGCAUCUUGAAAGGUAAAAUUCCCGGCAUGUGGAUGAACAAGUCGUACCCCAGCCUGAAGCCACUAGGCGGCUACGUCAACGACUUCCUCCAGAGACUCAAGUUCUUACAGGACUGGUAUGAUCAUGGUACGCCUCCUGUUUUCUGGAUUUCCGGGUUCUACUUCACCCAGGCCUUCCUCACCGGCAGCCAGCAGAACUAUGCCAGGAAACACACGAUUCCCAUCGACCUGCUGGGCUUCGACUUCCAGGUCCUGGACGACAGUCAAUACACCAACCCCCCAGAGGACGGUGUUUACGUCCACGGUCUGUUUCUCGACGGCGCUCGCUGGAACAGGGACACCAACCUUUUGGCAGAGUCCUUCCCCAAAGUGCUGCACGACUCCAUGCCAGUGAUGUGGCUGAAGCCCAUGAAGCGAGUGGAGAUUCCUGAGAGGAUGUGCUACCUGUCUCCUGUCUACAAGACGAGCGAGCGGCGCGGCACUCUGUCCACCACCGGACACUCCACCAACUACGUCAUCGCCAUGACGCUGAACACCGACGUCCCCGCAGAGCACUGGAUCAGACGAGGCGUCGCUCUGCUCUGCCAGCUCAACGCGUAGCUGCAGCUUUGUUUCAGUUCCAAUGUGUAAAUAAAAGUUGAAUAAAUCCAGUUAAUCAGA